Molecule: messenger RNA, 1056 nt
Organism: Sphenostylis stenocarpa
Lineage: Eukaryota; Viridiplantae; Streptophyta; Magnoliopsida; Fabales; Fabaceae
Source: the annotation of a GenBank genome assembly
AUGGGCGCGAGCAGCGACCCGACUCAAGACGGGUCGGACGAGCAGCAGAAGCGGUCGGAGAUCUACACCUACGAGGCGCCUUGGCACAUCUACGCCAUGAACUGGAGCGUCCGCCGCGAUAAGAAGUACCGCCUCGCCAUCGCCUCCCUCCUCGAGCAGUACCCUAACCGUGUCGAGAUCGUCCAGCUCGACGACUCCAACGGCGAGAUCCGCUCCGACCCCAAUCUCUCCUUCGAGCACCCUUACCCUCCUACCAAGGCCAUCUUCAUCCCCGACAAGGACUGCCACCGCCCCGACCUCCUCGCCACCUCCUCUGACUUCCUCCGCGUCUGGCGCAUCGCCGACACCGACGCCGAAUCUUCCCCCCGCGCCGUCGAACUAAAGUCCCUCCUCAACGGAAACAAAAACAGCGAGUACUGUGGGCCCCUCACCUCUUUCGACUGGAACGAGGCCGAGCCCCGCCGCAUAGGCACCUCCAGCAUCGACACCACCUGCACCAUCUGGGACAUCGAGAAGGAAACCGUCGACACGCAGUUAAUCGCGCACGAUAAGGAGGUUUACGAUAUCGCGUGGGGCGGUGUCGGCGUCUUCGCCUCCGUCUCCGCUGAUGGCUCCGUUAGGGUUUUCGAUCUCCGUGACAAGGAGCACUCCACGAUAAUCUACGAGAGCUCUGAACCGGAUACUCCUCUGGUUCGGCUCGGUUGGAACAAGCAGGACCCGAGGUACAUGGCCACGAUUAUCAUGGACAGCGCCAAGGUGGUGGUGCUGGAUAUUCGCUUCCCCACGCUCCCUGUGGUGGAGCUGCAGCGGCACCAGGCCAGCGUCAACGCCAUUGCGUGGGCCCCCCAUAGCUCCUGCCAUAUAUGCACCGCCGGGGAUGAUUCUCAGGCGCUGAUUUGGGAUUUGUCGUCCAUGGGUCAACCCGUGGAGGGCGGGCUUGACCCGAUUCUUGCGUACACUGCUGGCGCGGAGAUUGAGCAGCUGCAGUGGUCGUCUUCGCAGCCUGAUUGGGUCGCCAUUGCGUUCUCCACUAAGCUUCAGAUUCUUAGGGUUUGA